GGGCCGGCCCACGUUUGCUCAGGUCCAUUCGGAACAGAAACCAGCAAACGGCAUCUCUUCCCGUCCCGUCACCCCCUCCGGCACUCCCCGUCCCCUUCACCCCUCGCCGCCGUCGUCGCCGCCGCACUCGUAUCUGCGGCUUCCCGCGCCGUAUCCUGCGGAAGAAGUGCUUAACGGGCUACACCCCACCACUGCACGAUGUCGGCAGCGGCGCGGGUGCUCCCGAAGGCGGUGACCUUCGUGACGGGCAACGCCAAGAAGCUGGAGGAGGUCCGCGCCAUCCUCGGCUCUUCCAUCCCCUUCCAGUCGCUGAAGCUCGACCUGCCAGAACUGCAAGGGGAGCCAGAGGACAUAUCCAAAGAGAAAGCACGAAUGGCUGCAUCUCAGGUGAAUGGGCCUGUAUUGGUGGAGGACACCUGCCUAUGUUUUAAUGCACUCAAAGGCCUACCAGGACCCUACAUAAAGUGGUUUCUUGAGAAGAUUGGGCAUGAAGGUUUGAACAAUCUGUUAAAAGCUUAUGAAGAUAAAUCAGCGUUUGCUAUGUGCAUCUUUUCUCUUGCUCUUGGACCUGGAGAGGAACCAAUCACAUUUGUUGGAAAAACUGCGGGAAAAAUCGUACCUGCUAGAGGUCCUAAUGAUUUUGGAUGGGAUCCUGUAUUCCAGCCAGAUGGUUUUGAACAAACAUAUGCUGAGAUGCCCAAGUCAGUAAAGAAUGAAAUAUCUCACAGAGGGAAGGCUCUUGCUCUGGUGAAAGAACACUUUGCAUCUGCUAGCUAUACAGUUCAGAGCGAUAACUCAGCUUAAGUUUGACUUCGGUUCCUAGAUGAAUGAACAUCACAUUCUGGAAUGUAAACUGAAUUACUUCUAGUGGAUACUGUGGUUUACUGUUAAGUUUAUUCAUAAUGUACUGUAGUUUGUUUGAUUGUGAUAUAUACUUGGUGCCUAUUAUUAUCAACUUACGAUAUUUCUUCA
Messenger RNA from Sorghum bicolor (sorghum), 972 nucleotides. Its product is annotated as inosine triphosphate pyrophosphatase. Gene Ontology annotation, biological process: nucleoside triphosphate catabolic process. The transcript has 8 exons. The record is from RefSeq and is a predicted model, not a curated record. Gene Ontology annotation, cellular component: cytoplasm. Lineage: Eukaryota; Viridiplantae; Streptophyta; Magnoliopsida; Poales; Poaceae. Gene Ontology annotation, molecular function: nucleoside triphosphate diphosphatase activity. Bases 199 to 804 code for a protein of 201 amino acids.